AUGAAAAAAUGGAGCAGAAAUCUAUUAUUUAUUAUUUUAUUCAUCAAAUGGGUUACUGUAAGUCCCAAAUUCUCAAAAAUAUUGAAUUUAAUUCGCUUUAUUAGGCUCAACAACUACAACAGCAACAAUCAAGAGGAAUACCUGCAUUUCGUGUUCCAAUUUCACAUAAUCAAAGAUUGAACUUGAGGUAAAUAUUUUCGAAAAAAUAACUAUCAGAAAAUAUUGUAAAUUUUUGUUCCAAACAUGAACUGCUUUUAAUUUUUUCAAAUCAUUUUCUAUACAAAAAAAAACAAGAAAUGAGAUUCAAAUUUUACUGAAAAGAAAAGUUCACGGUUUUUGAUUUUAUCAAAAAAUGGAAUAUAUUUUGUUUCUCGAUUUUUGUCUAUGACUAAUUUGAUAAGAAUUACAGUGACAUGACAUAUGUUAUAAUAAAUUAUAAUUGAUAAGAAUUAUCAUCGAGGCUUUAAUAUAGUAGAUAGUUUGAUCAAAUAAGAUUUUUUGGAUGCGUAUCUGAGAACCUGAGGGAUUUUAAAUAAAAUUAUGAAUGUAAAAUAUUCGGUUUCGUUCUGGAUUACUUAAGUCUAAAUUCAAUUGGAACAAUGCAUAAUGUAAAACACACAUACAUGAUAAAUAUAUUAAUUUAUUUUGAAUAUUUCAAUUUUUGACAACAUGCGUUCGAAUCUUCAAAAUUUCCCACGUGGAUUUUCAGCGCUCACUUUAAUUGUUCUCAAAGUGAUCCAGACACCUGUAUUUAUUCCAACAACAGUUUCAAUUUUUAGACCUCCACCACCUCAACCACCUUCUCCAGUUCGACAUUUUCAUCGACAACAACAACGAUUCAGGUUGAUUUCAAGACCUAACAAUCAUAAUAAUAUGCAAAACAGUAAUAAUAAUAAUAUUAAUAAUCGAAUGAUCAAAAAUGUAAAUAAUAUAAAUAACAAUAAGAAUCAAAUAUUUAACCAACAACUUCAUGCUAAUCAAUUUCUUCUUCGAACAACAACAAAUAACACACCAGCAGCUGAACUAACUCAUCGAAUUUAUCACAAUCAUCGACGUAUAUCACGCUUUCGAAAUGGUAUUCGAUUUGUUUUUCCCAACAACAUUUCCAGACAAAGACAACUUCUGCCAUCAACAACAACUUCACAACAAUUUCCACCGAAUCAAGCAAUAUCUCGAAAUCAAGCAAUUAUUCGACAACCAAUUCAAGUUCGAAGAAAACCAUUGAUAACUUUGACAAAACCUGUUGAAACAAUAAUGAGACAAUCUCAACAAAGAAUAAGACAUCAACCAAUUCAUGCAAUUCGAACUAAUAAUCUACGUAAUUCAAAAAUUAGAAAGAAUAGGUAACCAUUUUAUUUUUAUUGGGGACUAAUAUUUUUGAAAACUUUUUUCCUAAUAUUUUGAACUUUUCUACUCAUUGGCUAAAACUGAGGGAUAUUUUUGAACUCCGAAACCGCGCGAGUGAUAUAUUUUAAUAUAUUUUGCAGGUUGUUAAGCACAAAACCAUCUCAAAAUCAAUCAACACUUCCACCAACAUCAACAUGUUAGUUCCAAAUAUUAAAACUAUUUUAAAUUAUGAUUCGGAAAAUCAUUACAGUAGCCCAAACAACAACUCUGAUAGCAAGCAGCACAACAAUUCCAACAACAAUUUCAAAUUCUGCAAAACAAGUCAAUGAUAUUGAAGCGGACAUUUUGAGAGCAGUUAUUGGUAAGAAUUAAUAAGUUUCCCAGUGUACAAAAAGAGCUACAUUGGACAUUUGUUUCAAAAUCAGUUUCCACGUUGCACAUUAUACAAUACCCCAUACUGUUCAGGCAUAUGAUGCGGGAUUUUUUUAAUUUUGUAAAAAAUAUUAUUUAUAUGUAGAGUCAAAAAUAUUUUUCUGAUAAUUUUAUAAUUUUUAUUUCAGAUUCUUCAACGACUACAAUAAUUCCACCAGUUCAAAUUCAAUCCUCAACACUUCGAGCAAGAACUCAUCGACUAAAAACUUCAUUUUCUCGUUCGCGUGUUCCAUUUGCACCUCCUCCACUUCCUCCAAUUCCUCUUGAUUCAAUCGAAGCUGCGGUAUUAAAAGCAGUUCUUCAACCACCAAUAACUACAGUAUCUAUUCCAAUAACUCAAUCCACCACCACUCCUAUUUUAUCAACAACUACUACAGUACCAUUACCUUCUUCAUCUUCCCAGAAUCUAAUUACAGUACCUCCAACAUUAUUCCCAGCUUUUGCUUUAAAAAGAAGAAUUGAAUCAACAACAAUUCCAACAACAACAACUAGCAUAACUUCAAUUAUUCCAAAUAUUUCAACAAUUGAUUUUAAUUCAACAAUUUCUUUGCCAACAACAAAAACAUUGAUUGUUGAAGGAACUACAGUAUCAAAUAUAUUGAAUAAUGAAUCGGGAAAAAAUGAAGAUGAACAAAAUGAAAAUUUGAAACUCCGUGAAAUUGAAGAAAAUAUUAUUGCCGGUGAGAAAAUAUUCAAAUUUUAUGAAAAUUAUUUUCUCUCUUUUCUCAAGUGAUUUUGGUAUCUCAAGUUCAAAAUUUUCACAUUGAGUUAUUUGAAGUUUUCCCAAUUUUGUUUUGUAAAUUGUUUUUGGAACAAAAACGACUCAAAAUUUUGAGAAAACUUUUUUUUGGACAAAAUAGUAAAAAAAAUUUUUUUUUCGGAAACUUGAAAGUUAGCUAUUUUGGGACUCUUCGGAUCAAAUUUUAUAUUAAAAAAUUUCAAAUUUUGUUUUUUCAGCACUAAUUUCAUCUUCACCUAUUCCACCCCCAUCUUCUCCUUCUUCCUCUUCUUCAUCAACCUCUUCAUCUUCAUUUAUAAAUGGUCCACCAGGAAUAUCUCCACCAUCAUCAUUUGCUGGAAAUUCAGCCGGUCCACCAGGUUCUCAACCGCCAUCCGAUAAAAUCGUCGAUGAAUUAAAUGUGGCCAAUAAUUUUAUGGAAGUUGCUCAAAAAUUGAAUUUGUUCAAAUUGCUUCUUCAAUAG
Molecule: messenger RNA, 2981 nt
Organism: Caenorhabditis angaria
Lineage: Eukaryota; Metazoa; Nematoda; Chromadorea; Rhabditida; Rhabditidae
Source: the annotation of a GenBank genome assembly